AUCAGCUGUGUCCAAUCACAGCUGAUCACAUGGGACAUCUACACUGAUCAUCAGGGCACUGAUGAUCAGUGUAGCCCCAGCAGUGCCACCUGUCAGUGUCCAUCAGUGCCAGCAGUCAGUGCCCAUCAGUGCCACAUCAAUGCCACAUAUCAGUGCCCAUCUGAGCUGCCAGUCAGUGCCACCUAUCAGUGCCAUAUAUCAGUGCUGCCUUUCAGUGCCCAUCAGUGAUGCCUGUCAAUGCCCAUCAGCGCAACCUACCAGUGCCUCAUCAGUGUCCAUCAGUGCCGCCUAUCAGUGCCCAUCACUGCAGCCUCAUUUG
Molecule: messenger RNA, 319 nt
Organism: Staurois parvus
Lineage: Eukaryota; Metazoa; Chordata; Amphibia; Anura; Ranidae
Source: the annotation of a GenBank genome assembly